AAACUGUUGCAGCGUAUGCGACACCCCAUUUGAAAACCUUUCACUUCUGCAGUCAUUGACGGAGCCAGCCUGCUUGAGAAGAGUGCCGAAUGCGGCAGCGUCCCUCUCACUAUACGAGUGUUUGUGUGGCCGCCGUCUCUGCGUAGCCAUGAGGUACGGCACGGUGCUCCUCGCGCUGCUCUUUUCUCUAAACCCCGCUUGGACUGACAAUACCUGUAAACAACCUGCUAGUCUACAUAACACAAAGGAACCAGAAAAGCGGAGUUUUAGUGCUGGAGAAAAGUUUCGUUACAGCUGCAGUAUUGGUCACGUACGAAAAGCUGGCACAUCUAAUCUCAUCAAAUGUGGGAAAAAUGGAUCCUGGACACAGUCCAACUUAAUAUGUAUUGUCGACUUAAAACUGCAGACAACGACCAGCACACCUCUUACUACCAGGGCUGAAAAAGGGUCUGUGGCUAACACAACAUCAAAGGCGAAAGAAAGAGAAACAAGCACUGAAAUGACUGUGUUCACUGAACAUAGUACAUGGAGGGCAAGUACCUCCCCAACUACACCAUCAUUGGAGGCAACUAAGCACAAAACACCUAAUCCUACUACUGACACAGUUACAACAACAGAUUGGACAAAGAAUGAAAGGACAGCAACAGCAAAUACUCCCAAAUUUACUUCACCUAUGGAGCCACAGGCUGAAACACCAUUGAAUAAGGAGUACUCACAAACAUUUAGAGCUACGGUAACAGAUCCUGUCCAAGAAGCAACCACAUUUGACGCUUCAACAGCAAAGGCUAUAACUGAAGAGAAAGAAAAGUCAAAUUCAACUCAAGCUCACAUCGAGACAUCAACUUUCAGAAAUACAGAUCAGUCCAUAACAGAGAAAGAAACACACUUAUCAAAAAUUACAUCUUCCUAUAUGUCAUCAUCAGAAUCAACAAAUACAAGUCAAGAUACAUUUUCAGCCAAUCCUAACAGAGGAGUAAACAUAGCAGUUGGAAUCGGUUUCUUCAUAACUGUCCUAGCUGUUGUAGUCUUCUAUUAUUUCUGGAGAAGACGGAAAAAUGGGCGCAAUCCUGUCAGCUAUCCAAAUGAACUAGAACUUCUGAAUAAAGACGAAUGCCCACCUACUGCACCUUUAUCAUUGAUUGAUGCAAAUGAGGGUAACUGAUGAGCCAAACAGAAAAAAAAAAGUUGCUGAUUUUCAAAAUCUGUGUAAACCCAAUAACAAUCAAGAAAUUAUAGCCAACACCAAUCGACUUGGUCUCGUCCAUUGCGAGAGAUGGACGUCUGAAGCGGAGCUCCGCUAGCAGCAGCAUUAUUUCUCAUAUUAUUUGCUUAUUAU
This is a messenger RNA of Polypterus senegalus (gray bichir), 1336 nucleotides long. RefSeq names its product interleukin 15 receptor subunit alpha (gene il15ra). Gene Ontology annotation, cellular component: plasma membrane. Lineage: Eukaryota; Metazoa; Chordata; Cladistia; Polypteriformes; Polypteridae. The record is from RefSeq and is a predicted model, not a curated record. The transcript has 8 exons. Gene Ontology annotation, biological process: interleukin-15-mediated signaling pathway. Gene Ontology annotation, molecular function: interleukin-15 receptor activity. The coding region runs from base 149 to 1162 and encodes 337 amino acids.